This is a messenger RNA of Pan troglodytes (chimpanzee), 658 nucleotides long. RefSeq names its product ribosome biogenesis protein SLX9 homolog. The record is from RefSeq and is a predicted model, not a curated record. The transcript has a single exon. Gene Ontology annotation, cellular component: preribosome, small subunit precursor; 90S preribosome; nucleolus. NCBI's taxonomy places the organism in Eukaryota, Metazoa, Chordata, Mammalia, Primates, Hominidae. Gene Ontology annotation, biological process: maturation of SSU-rRNA from tricistronic rRNA transcript (SSU-rRNA, 5.8S rRNA, LSU-rRNA). The coding region runs from base 128 to 499 and encodes 123 amino acids.
CAACAUCUUUGCCAGGACCAAGAUAGACCCCAGCGCCUUGGUGCAGAAGCUGGAGCUGGAUGUGAGGAGCGUCACUUCCAUCAGGAGAGGUGCAGAGGCCAAGACCGUUUUGCCCAAGAAAGAGAAAAUGAAGCUGAGGCGUGAGCAAUGCUUGCAGAAAAUCGAAGCCAUAAAACUGGCUGAGCAGAAGCAUAGGGAGGAGCGGAGGCGGAGGGCCACGGUGGUGGUGGGGCACCUGCACCCGCUCAGGGAUGCCCUGCCCGAGCUGCUGGGGCUCGAGACUGGCAGCCGGCGCCAAGCCUGCAGCAGGGAGAGCAACAAGCCCCGGCCCUCAGAGCUCAGCCGGAUGAGCGCAGCCCAGAGACAGCAGCUUCUGGAGGAAGGAAGGACCCGGUUUCAGGAGCUGCUGUCCAGUCCGGCCUACAGAGCCAGCCCCCUGGUGGCCAUCGGGCAGACGCUGGCCCGGCAGAUGCAGCUGGAAGAUGGCGGCCAGCUCUGACCAGGGCAGCGGGCAUGCCACAACUCCUCGGGACACAUGUGUGGGCCAAGUAGAGAGCGCCGGCCCCUCAAGGACCAUGGCCUGAGCCUGGUGGACGCCCUUCCUUCUGGUCGCUUGUGGGGCUCAAUAAAUGGCUCUGUGAACUUCCCCUGCACCCCA